AUGUCGGCCGGGGUGCCGUACAUCGGUAGCAAGAUCAGCCUGAUCACCACCUCGGACAUGCGGUAUGAGGGGAUCCUCUGCACGCUGAACCGGGAGGAGUCCACCAUUGCGGUGCAGAACGUGAGAUCCUUCGGCACCGAGGGGCGCACCGAGGGCGCUCGGGGGCAGCACGAGGUUCCGAUGUCCAACGAAAUUUACGACUUCAUCGUUUUUCGAGGAAAGGACCUCAAGGACCUCACAGUCCUGCAGGAGCUCCGAGAAUCCCAGCCCACGAGGAGGCUCCGCCUGUCUACAGCGGGCCUCCACCUCGCGAGAGCUACCUAG
This is a messenger RNA of Effrenium voratum, 324 nucleotides long. The record is from the annotation of a GenBank genome assembly. NCBI's taxonomy places the organism in Eukaryota, Dinophyceae, Suessiales, Symbiodiniaceae.